This is a messenger RNA of Diospyros lotus (date-plum), 3034 nucleotides long. Its product is annotated as probable alpha,alpha-trehalose-phosphate synthase [UDP-forming] 11. The transcript has 3 exons. Gene Ontology annotation, cellular component: cytosol. Gene Ontology annotation, molecular function: catalytic activity. Lineage: Eukaryota; Viridiplantae; Streptophyta; Magnoliopsida; Ericales; Ebenaceae. The record is from RefSeq and is a predicted model, not a curated record. The coding region runs from base 230 to 2800 and encodes 856 amino acids. Gene Ontology annotation, biological process: trehalose biosynthetic process.
UCACCACCACCUUCCUAAUUUUCUUGUACAAAACCAUACUUUCCACUCAAAUUUUCUCGAGAAAAUUCUAUAUAAUUCCUCUCUCCAUCCGUAUUCCAUUUCCCUUGCAUAAAACACAUUCAUGGUCAUGGAGUACAUGCUCCUCGUCUGCAACACCCACCGAUGAUAUCACCACCAUCCCGAAAACUCUUUUAAUACUUCCAGUUUCAGAUUUCUUGGCCCAAUUAUUAUGCUGUCCAGAUCUUGCUUCAAUCUGCUCAAUCUUGAAUAUUACUCUGGGGUCGAUCGGACUCGGAUUCCCAGAGUCAUGACUAUGCCGGGCAUACUCUCGGAUUUCGACAGUAAUGGCGACGCCGCCGAGUCCGACGCCGUUUCGGUCGGCCAAGAACGCAGAAUCAUCGUCGCCAACCAGCUCCCGGUGAAGGCUUACCGAGACGCGGCCUCCAAGAAAUGGUGCUUCGAUUGGGACAAAGACGCCUUGGUUCUACAGCUUAAAGACGGGUUCCCGGCCGACGUCGAGGUGAUCUACAUCGGCUGCCUGAAGGCGGAGAUCGACGCCGGCGAUCAAGAUGAGGUCUCUCAGCUUCUGCUCGAGAAAUUCCGGUGUGUUCCGACGUUUCUCUGCGCCGACAUCCAGAACAAGUUCUAUCACGGCUUCUGUAAACACUAUCUCUGGCCUCUGUUUCACUAUAUGUUGCCCGUGACGCCGAGCCACGGGGCUCGGUUCGAUCGGAGUCUAUGGCAGGCCUACGUUUCUGCAAACAAGGUUUUUGCAGAUACGAUAAUGGAGGUGAUAAACCCAGAUGAGGAUUACAUCUGGAUUCACGAUUAUCACCUCAUGGUUUUGCCUACUUUCUUGAGAAAGAGGUUUCACAGGGUAAAGCUCGGAUUUUUCUUGCAUAGUCCUUUUCCAUCGUCUGAAAUUUACCGGACAUUACCGGUCCGGGACGAGAUUCUGAGGGCCUUCUUGAAUUGUGAUCUUGUUGGGUUCCAUACUUUCGAUUAUGCGAGGCAUUUCUUGUCUUGUUGCAGUAGAAUGUUGGGUUUGGAUUACCAAUCUAAAAGGGGGUACAUUGGGCUGGAGUAUUAUGGUAGAACAGUGAGUAUUAAGAUCCUUCCCGUUGGGAUUCAUAUGGACCAGAUUGAAUCUGUGAUGGCCCUUUCGGAGACGGAGAAAAAGGUCCAAGAAUUGCAGGCGCAGUUUGGGGGGAAGAUUGUGAUGUUGGGUGUAGAUGACAUGGAUAUGUUUAAGGGCAUUAGUUUGAAGUUCUUGGCAAUGGGGCAUCUCUUGGCACAACACCCUGAAUUGAGGGGAAGAGUGGUUUUGGUUCAGAUCAUGAACCCGGCAAGGAGCCGGGGGAAGGAUAUUCAAGAGGUUCAGAAUGAGAUUAGCAGUGUUGCCAAUGAGGUUAAUUUGAAGUAUGGCAAGCCCGGUUAUGAGCCGAUUGUGUUUGUUAAUGGCCCGGUUUCGACCCAAGACAAAGUUGCUUACUAUGCCAUUUCGGAGUGUUGUGUUGUCAAUGCAGUGAGGGAUGGUAUGAAUUUGGUGCCUUACAAGUACACGGUGUCUAGGCAAGGCACCCCUGAUUUGCACAAGGCCUUGGGGCUUGAAGGGUCUGCUAUACCGAGGAAGAGUGUGAUUAUUGUCUCAGAAUUCAUCGGUUGCUCACCAUCGCUCAGUGGGGCUAUCCGGGUUAAUCCAUGGAACAUUGAUUCUGUCUCUGAAGCCAUGAAUUUGGCAAUCACAAUGCCAGAGGGAGAGAAACAAUUGCGCCAUGAGAAGCACUACAAGUAUAUUAGCUCUCAUGAUGUUGCUUACUGGGCUAGGAGUUUCGACCAAGAUCUCGAGAGAGCCUGUAGAGAUCACUACCAGAAGAGGUGUUGGGGCAUUGGUUUUGGCUUAGGAUUUCGGGUCGUCGCUUUGGGUCCUAAUUUCAGAAAGCUUGCUGUGGAGCACAUUGUCUCCGCUUAUAAUCAGACCAACAGCCGGCUAAUUUUGUUGGACUAUGAUGGCACCAUGAUGCCACAAGGUUCUGUGGACAAAUCUCCAAGCGAUGAGAUUAUUCAAGUUUUAAAUGGGUUAUGCAAUGAUCCAAAGAAUGUCGUUUUUAUUGUAAGUGGCAGGGGGAAGGAUUCACUAAGCAGGUGGUUCUCUCCAUGUGAGAAACUUGGUUUAUCUGCAGAACACGGCUACUUCACUAGGUGGAGCAAGGAUUCUCCUUGGGAGUCCUGCAUGUUGGCAAUGGACUUCGACUGGAAGAAGAUUGCGCUGCCCGUGAUGGAGCAUUACACAGAGGCCACAGAUGGAUCAUCUAUAGAACAGAAGGAAAGUGCCCUUGUGUGGCAUCAUCAAGAAGCUGAUCCAGACUUCGGCUCAUGGCAGGCGAAAGAGCUUCUCGAUCAUCUUGAGAGUGUUCUUGCCAAUGAGCCUGUGGUCGUUAAAAGAGGUCAACACAUAGUUGAAGUGAAGCCACAGGGCGUAAGCAAAGGAGUUGUUGUGGAAAAUCUCAUGGCGUCAAUGAGGACUAGGGGGAAGCCUCCAGAUUUUGUUUUGUGUGUAGGCGAUGAUCGUUCAGAUGAAGAUAUGUUCGAGACCAUCGCAAGAUCAGUUGCUAACCCCUCCUUGCCUGCCAUAGCAGAAGUUUUUGCCUGCACUGUCGGUCAGAAACCGAGUAUGGCCAAAUACUAUCUUGAUGAUACAUCUGAAGUAAUCAAGAUGCUUCAGGGCCUUGCAUCAGCAUCCGGGCUGCUCGAAAAAUCUGCAAUUUCGCAAGUCUCCUUUGAGGGGUAUUCUCUCUGAAAUUUGCCGUUGUAGGUACAACAAUUGCAUAAUGUUCAAAUGGGCUGGAGCAACAUGGAGCUAGGGAGAAAGACAGCAUUGUACAGCAAAUAGUUACAUUUACAGGUCAUCUGAAAUCAGUUUGGAUAAUUACAGGAUUAGUUGAUCCAAGUUUUCUAUAGUUCCCAUUUAUAAGUAGUCGUCUUUGUAUGACCUCAAGGAUUGAUUUAUCUCUUUCUUUUAUUAUUUUGUCUA